GGUCGAUGUUUUCCAAAGCCGAAGUUGCCACUGUUAACAGCCUCACCUUCUUUCUAUUUUUCACGCACUAAGCCAAUUUUUGGCUAAGCCCAGUUUUUGCGUAGUUGCGAAGUUCGCAGUUGCCCCUUGAAGUGAGAGUGACUAUGAUCUAGUUCGUAACGCCGAGGAUACCUUCAGAGUUUUGAGACGAUCUUCAGCGAAAAGUGUGAGGUGUGAGGAUGGGAUUUCGGACAUCGCUGCGGUUAUUCCUGCUCAUCGCAUUGUGCUGUGCUCCGGAUCGGUCUGAAGCCGCGACAGCACAGAAAGAUGAGAGUCAACCUCGGAGUCCCGAAGCCGUGGAGCCGGUAGUCUUCAAGAUCAAAUUAGAUAACGGAACGAGCGUGGAGAUUAUCGCAGGCCCGAAGGAUUCAGAAUUCGUCGAGUGUCUCGCCGAUCUCACCGAAGAUGCGAAGAGCAACAUCGUUCGCGCCAAGGACCUAAAUUCGUGCGCGAAGGAUGCAUUGAAAACAUUCCAAAAGCAAGUGAAGCGACAUCUCCGAAUACAUUCCCUCGCCGAACUCCCAUACGUGGCCGGCAACUUAUCUCGCGUGGAGCACAUGAGCACCCGGAUCGUGAAGCACAUCGAUAAUGUACAGAAACAGAUGAAGCGGAUGCGAAUGGAGCAAGUCGAAGGCACUCUUUUCCAGCAGACGCUGAACAAUGCCCAAGACGCUUUUAGGGGCGUCGGCGAGAUGGCUAGUCUUCGAAGUGCAAACCUCGUGAGCAACAUUCAGCAUUUCGUCAAAGACUUCAACCGCUCGAUGACGAACUUCGAAGAGCUGGUCGAAGCGAAAGACGGCGAUAAAUCGAAUUUGCCCGACAUGGAAGUGAUUACUCGCCGCUUACAAAAAGAUAUCCACACGUUGCAUAAUCUGACGGACGCCUUGCCGACGCUGCAAGACAGCAGAAGGCUGACCGAUCAGACCGUUGCCAACUUCACCAUCAUGAUGAGGAACCUGACCAUCGGCCUGCCUGAAGUGGUUCGACGAAUGGGUCCCUUGCGGGAUCGACGAGGAGCGACUCAAAUCAGAGAUUUCAUGACGGUCGUCAAUGAAAACAUGAGGAAUGUGUCUCAAAGUAUCGGCCAACAGCCACAGCAGCGCAACGGACGGAGCGACAUGUUCACUGCCUUCGAUGGAUUCCAGUCGGCCAUGGGUCACAUGGGAGCCGCUUUCCACGACCUUCUCCGGGGGACUCUAGCCAUCAUGAACCCGGCAGCGUGGCAACCUCUAGCGCCGAUCCUACCCCUAGCGCCCAGACCUCUCCUGGAACGCCCUCCUCUGAAUCCUCGGCCUUUCCUCGGGAGUCCUCUCAUCGACCGGAGAGCCUCUCAAGAUGGUCGACCCUUGCAACUUCUGCGCCCGCUCCGGCCGCCUGUCGGUCUUCUGGCUCUGCAGCGCGUGAUGGAGUUGGGAAUGAAUAGAAGACAGCAGAUUUUUGACAGAUAUGCGACGUUGCCGCUGAACCCUCGAUCGAUAGAUCCUUCCGACUCAAGAGAAACAAAACCGAAAAGAAGAGAAAAGAAAGAAUCGUAA
Molecule: messenger RNA, 1574 nt
Organism: Galendromus occidentalis (western predatory mite)
Lineage: Eukaryota; Metazoa; Arthropoda; Arachnida; Mesostigmata; Phytoseiidae
Exons: 8
Coding region: 219-1574 (451 amino acids)
Source: RefSeq, a predicted model, not a curated record